This is a messenger RNA of Komagataella phaffii GS115, 2433 nucleotides long. Its product is annotated as Subunit of the eukaryotic translation initiation factor 3 (eIF3). Gene Ontology annotation, molecular function: RNA binding; translation initiation factor binding; translation initiation factor activity. The record is from RefSeq and is a predicted model, not a curated record. Gene Ontology annotation, biological process: translational initiation. The transcript has a single exon. Gene Ontology annotation, cellular component: eukaryotic translation initiation factor 3 complex. The coding region runs from base 1 to 2433 and encodes 810 amino acids. NCBI's taxonomy places the organism in Eukaryota, Fungi, Ascomycota, Pichiomycetes, Pichiales, Pichiaceae.
AUGUCCCGUUUCUUUGCGUCAGGUUAUUCAGACUCGGAUCUAUCGUCAUCGGACGAAGAGCUCUUGUCAACUUCCGAAGAGGAGCUCAUCAAUUCCAGUGCUGAUGAGCAAGAGGCAGAGCAAGACAAUGACGAAAGUAGUGAUUCAGUGUUCGCCACUGAAGAAGAGUCUGACGACUCCAGUGACGACGAUUAUGGAGCUAGAGCUCGCGGGCCCUCCUACUUCUUGAAGAGCUCUUUUGCUAAGAACAAUUACAGCGAUGAGGACAGUGAAAGCGAAGGAGAGGGUAAGAAAGUGGUGAAAAGUUCAAAGGAUAAACUUUUAGAUGAAAUGAGAAGUCUCGUAGACAAGAUCGAAAUCAGAAGAGAUGUCAAGGAAUGGAUCGGGUUGUUAGCUGAGUUUGACAAGUUGAAUAAGCUUUUAACCAAGGCUCGUCAACAGAACUUAGGUAUCCCAAGACUGUAUAUCAGCAUGAUCGCAGAGUUGGACAGCACUAUUUCUGAAAUUGGUAAUGAGGAGAUCAAAGCCUUGAAGGCUGAUAGUUCCAGAGCUUUCAACACAACUAAGCAAAGAACGAGAAGGUUUGUUAAAGAACACGCCGCUGCAAUCGAGCAGUACAGAGCCAACCCCGAGACAUUUGAGAAAGAGUUGGACGAGCAAUCAGAAGAGAAUACUCCCAAGCCUUCCAAGGCUCUUAUCGACGAGCUUAUCACUUCCCUGAGAACCAUUCAAGAAACUCGUGGUAAGAAGAACGUAGAUAGAGACGAGCAAAUAGCCACUUUGGAAGAGUUAGUUCAAGAUGCAAAGGGAAACGAUUUCCAUUCCAUUUUGGUGUAUUUGAUGUUAAUUCCACUGAGAUUUGAAAGUUCCUCUCUUGUCCAAUCUAUGCCAAUCGACCAAUGGACAAAGGCCAAGAAUGAAAUUAUCGCCCUUCUGAAAAUUUUGGAGAAGGUCCGUAAUGAGUACGUUGUCACAGAGCUGGCUACCGCAACAGACGAAUUGGGUCAAGAGCCAGAAGCUGAUAAGAAUGGUGUCAAACACAUUUUGGGAUCUGUGACAGCUUUGGUUGAGAGAUUGGAUGAUGAGCUGACCAAGUCUUUGCAAUCGACAGAUCCUCAUGCUACCGAAUAUGUUGACAGAUUAAAGGACCAGUCAACUGUUUAUCAACUACUCCUAGCCAACCAAUUGUACUUGGAAUCCAUAAUCGAGCCUGCUGCCUACUCACAGAAGGAGGGUGAACAGCUAGCUAGGGUCGUGUUAAAGAGAUUAGAGAAUCUUUAUUACAAGCCUACCAAGCUGAUUAUCAUCAGUGAGAAGGUCGGAUGGUCUAAGCUGACGAACAAGCAAUCGUUGAUCUACCCUAAGUUCGAAGAGUCAGACGAUGAGCUGGAGUACUGCAAUGGACUUAUAAACCAUCUUUCAUCUUUGCUAUACAAACAAACAAACUCCAUUUUCAGGAAAAAAGCCAUGUUAUGUCAAAUCUACUACUAUUCGUUCAAUGACCAGUAUUACAAGGCACGAGACAUGUUCUUAAUGUCCCAUUUACAAUCUACCAUUCACACUUCUGAUAUUCCAUUGCAAGUACUUUUCAAUAGAGCUUUAGUUCAAUUGGGAUUGUGUGCUUUCAGAGCAGGCUUGCUAACUGAAAGUCAGCAGAUUUUGCAAGAGAUUUGCACUUCUCAAAAACAGAAGGAGCUACUUGGUCAGGGAUCCAACCAAAGACAACAGCCUGCCUCUCAAAUUGACAAACAGAGAUUGGUUCCUUUCCACAUGCACAUUAAUUUGGAGCUUUUAGAUUGUGUGUACCUUACAGCGUCUCUUUUGUUGGAGAUUCCUCAAAUUAUCCAGCAGAGUUCUGGCAGAAAAGUUUCAAACAAACUACAAGCUACGAAAUCUUUCAGACGUACGCUAGAUUACUACAACAGACAAGUUUUCAUUGGACCUCCUGAGUCGACGAAGGAUUACAUCAUGAGGGCAGCCUCUUCCUUGCAGGCUGGAAAAUGGGAACAGGCAAUCAACUUCAUUUCAUCUAUUAACAUCUGGAGUCUGUUCAACAAUGCUACUGGCAUCAAGGAGAUGUUGUAUGAGAAGUUUCAGACUGAGGGACUGAGAAGCUACAUCUUUGCCAACAUAUUCUUCUAUGAGAAGUUGUCUGUCAAGCAACUUGCAAGUUUGUUCAAACUCCCCGAAGCCAAAGUUCUUGCUGUUGUAUCCAAGAUGAUCUACAACGACGAGAUCAGUGCAUCUUUAGACCAGUUCAACCAGUCGAUUGAUCUUUCCAAGGAUUACGAGUUUUCCAAGCUCCACGAACUUGCCCUUUCCUUAGCCGACAGAUGCCAACAGCUGGCUGAGCGAAACGAAAGACUUGCAUCUGGUGGACAUCAAAGCCAGUCUUCCAAUGUCAAAGACCAAAAGAAGAUCUAUAGUAAAUAA